Messenger RNA from Dentiscutata heterogama, 597 nucleotides. Lineage: Eukaryota; Fungi; Glomeromycota; Glomeromycetes; Diversisporales; Gigasporaceae. The record is from the annotation of a GenBank genome assembly.
AUGAAUGCCAUAAAUUUAUUCUUACUUAUUUUAGUUCUUGCUUUACUAGUUCAAGCUGGUUCAGACUUUAGCACUUCUUUUGCUGUUCUAGUAUACGUACAGUGCGGUACUAAAUUACCAAACUGUCCUUUUUUUGAAACUCUUGAUGGUCAAUGUAUUAAAGUUGAACAAUCGAAAGUUUGUGUUGUCAAGGGUAUUUAUAAUACGCUUCCAGGUGGUCUUCCAGGUGAUGAAUGUGGUGGAAUCGUAGGAGCAACAUCACCGGCUAAUACUACUGUGGGUACUUGUCCUAGUUAUGACGCAAUAGGAAAUGCUUUGGUUGGGUCAACAACUGCUCCUACUUUUAGUUGGUUAUGUUGUGAUAGCGGUUCAUGCACUGUACCAGUUAACGUGGUGGAUCCUAAUGAGUUGAUGUUAGCAGAAACACCAAGCGAAGGUGUAUUAGAUUUACCAGUUGGCGUAGAACUAACAGAUUUACCAGUUUGCGCAGAAUUACUUGAAUUAUCAGUUUGUGCAGAAAUACUUGGACUACCAGUUUGUGCAAAAAUACUUGGACUACCUGUUUGCGCAGAACACAGUUUUGAUUCAACUAGAUAA